AUGAAGAGCUAUGUUGGGAAAUUAAACGAUACUACACAGUUUUAUUCCAACUUGAAUUGGACAUACAUCAAACAGGUGACUGAAGCAGAUAAUAUCGAUUUAAUAAAACUAAAGGUGGAUGAGUUCUAUGAUGAAUGGUUACAGACACAAUUUGAUCAUUUAUUAGUGGGAAAUCCAAGCACCAAGAAUUUUGGGUCUACUAUUGAUGAUCAAGUCCGGAAUCUUAUUCUCAAGAUGAAUCUAAAACCUUUUGAACAAUCUUAUACCACCGCAACUGGUAUUGCUCCUGAUUCAUAUGAAAAUAGAGAAGACGGUAACAUUAAGAAAAAUGCCACGAAUGAAAGUGUUAAUAUUGACAUUGAUACUGAUACCAAUGGCGGCGUCAAUGGCGGCGUCAAUGGCGACAUCAACUGCAAAGAGAGUAACAUCAAACACGGUCAAAAGUAUUUUCGAGUCCCAGAUUUAACAAAAAAACAGCGUAGACUUUCCCUUGAUCUUAUACAACAGCAACGACCAUUUAGUAAAGGUGAUAAAUUGAGUGCGUCUGCUGCACCCGAAACCUCAACUGUAAAUGUCCUUGCUACCACAUCAGCAUCACAAGACUCUAAGCUCAAACAAAAGGCAAAAGUCAAGUCCAAAUUUGAUCUUCCUUUUCAUCAUAACUCCGCCAAAUUAUCAUCAAGACAAAAUGGACCUGGUAAGCGGCGAACAUCCAUGGUCAGCGAGAAAUUGCCGAAAUACAUCCAGAGUCAGUUACGAGCACAGCGACCCCUUCAAAAGAUAACCCCUAAACCAUCAAUGCAACCAAUUGGUACUAUUGUAAAGAGGAAACAAUCUCAAUUGAACCCACUAAAGACGUUGGGCUUUCAACCAAAAUCAAAUAUGAAACUCCCUUCAAAUCAUCCAAGCCUUCAGUCAACAAAUACUCCAGCAGAUACUUCAGCACAAACUUCAGCAGAUACAUCUUACCUGGACCGCGGAGUGCGUUAUAGUACCAUAGAAGAUGAUUAUUAUGGGGGAGCAGAAGACGAAGAGGAAUAUAUACUGCCGAAUCUGCUUGCGAGACUAUAUGGGUUACAAUUUGAAGAACGAGAGGAAUACAAAAAUGGCGUUACCGAUACCGAGGGUGAAGGUCAAGAAGAGGAAGAAGAAGCAGAGGAGGAAGAUGACGAAUACGGAGAAGGAACUGCUUCAUAUCUGAAUGUCAGUGCAGUGCUGACUACAAAAGAAAUAGGGGAGGAGAAUAACAAAGACGAUGGCGAUUAUUUAUUCAAAAUCUAA
Molecule: messenger RNA, 1281 nt
Organism: Lodderomyces elongisporus
Lineage: Eukaryota; Fungi; Ascomycota; Pichiomycetes; Serinales; Debaryomycetaceae
Exons: 1
Coding region: 1-1281 (426 amino acids)
Source: RefSeq, a predicted model, not a curated record